GUCACGGCAAGUUACCUGAACGAAGACAUCUCCGGCCGACUCAUGGCCGCGACAACCGUUAUUCUGAUCCUCACAACGACGCUUCUCGCUCUGCGAGUUUAUGCGCGGAGUCUGGCCCAUGUCACCAGCGGCUGGGAUGACAUCCUGCUCGUUCCUGCGUGGCUUCUCUGCCUCGGAACAUGUAUAACGAAUUAUUUCGUCAUCACCCACGGGGGAGCAGGCCGCCACGUCCAAGCCGUAAUCCAGGACAACCCCUCCAAAAUCAUCAUCCGCGGCAAGCUCCUCUACGCACUCAGCUGGCUCUCCGCCUUCUCCAACACCUUCUCGCGGACGUCAAUCCUGGUGCUCUUCCGCCGCAUCUUCCCUCCCGGCGUGACCCGCAUCGUCACCGACCUGACCAUCGCGUAUCUGGUGUUGUUCGUGCUCGCGCAGGCCGUCGUCGGCCUCACGGAAUGUCGUCCGCUGGCCUACUUCUGGGACCGCAAUCUGCCCGGCGGCGGGUGGUGCCUCGACCAGUUCCUGUUCUACCGGAUGUCCGGGCUGCUGAACAUCGUCGCGGAUGUGAUUAUUCUGGUGCUGCCAAUUCCGACCGUGUGGACACUGCAUGCCUCCCUCGCAAGGCGGACGGGGAUUGCGUUGGUGUUUUUGUCGGGGAGUUGCGGCCUCAUCGCCUCUUGUGUGCGUACCUCGUACUUUUUCACUGCUGCUAACGUGUCCAUGAAUGAUCCUACUUGGGCAGACGUCAACCUCAUGACCUGGACCACCGUCGAAACGGGCCUGUACCUCUCCGCCGCCUGCAUGAUCGGGCUGCGGCCCCUGCUCAACAAACUC
This is a messenger RNA of Aspergillus saccharolyticus JOP 1030-1, 831 nucleotides long. RefSeq lists its product as uncharacterized. Lineage: Eukaryota; Fungi; Ascomycota; Eurotiomycetes; Eurotiales; Aspergillaceae. The transcript is spliced from 4 exons. The annotation marks the transcript as partial. The record is from RefSeq and is a predicted model, not a curated record.